Monascus purpureus is the source of this 369-nucleotide messenger RNA. Lineage: Eukaryota; Fungi; Ascomycota; Eurotiomycetes; Eurotiales; Aspergillaceae. The record is from the annotation of a GenBank genome assembly.
AUGGCUCGGCAUCCUUCGGUAGAAUCGGAGAGGCCGAUUAUUGCCAAUUGCAACUCCAAGAGAUUCUCUACCAUGAGUGCGGCUCCUUCAAUUUCGCAUUCAGAGGCCAGUUUGGGAAGUCUCCCCAGCGGCGAUCCAAGACUAGCGGAUAUCCACCAACUCUCUAUCGGUCUAGAACGCCUGGAAAACAAACCCCUUCUGAAGCAACGUUUUGUCCCGACACCCGAGAAGUCUGAAAACCUUAGCAAACUGGCCCUCGGCGCAAAGGUUGAGCGAGCACUGGGACGGAGGAUGACCAGUCAGGAUGCGGUCAUGCGGGAGCCUAUCCUCAAGGAGAAGGCAGCGACGACUGCUCCGGCAGCCCAUUGA